AUGGAAUCAGCAUCAACAUCAUCGUCAACAUCAAUAAUAACACCAGAAGAUGUGUUAGAAUCACUAAUGAAUGAUGGUACCAUUGAUGCUCUUAGAUUGAAGAUCAUUAACCAGCUCAAAGCCAAUGAAGAAUUAAAGAAUACUACUAUUAGAAUGGCCGAGCAGAGCAAGGUUUUGAACACUCCUGGAGCAGAGAAACAGACCAAAAGAGAGUUAUUUGAUGCACUUCGACAAGAACUUGAAGCUCCGGUACUUGAGAAGGCUUCUAGAUCUGUGUGGGAAUUGAUUUUAGACAGCGAUGGGUUGGGGAAGGAAAUAAGUGAAACAGUUGAAAGAGUGUAUUGUCGAUUAAGCGGCCAGGAAGCUCCAUUGUUUCCACUACCAAACGCUGACAUCCAGCCAAAUAAAGGAAAUGAAAACAAGGGAAGGGAAGAAAAGGAAGAGGAAAGUGAAGGUCAAAAGGAAAGAUCAAGCUCAAAUUCCAAAAAGAGGAGUCAUAGUGAGAUGGUUAUGGAGGCAGCAGCAAACGAAGUUGCAAGCCAGACAGCAAAUGAAGUUGCAGGCAAAUAUGUUGAUCCUCAACUGGCACCAGAAGGCUCCAAUAAAUCCCCUCCAUCAAUGUCGAAGACUUGA
Messenger RNA from Dovyalis caffra, 633 nucleotides. The record is from the annotation of a GenBank genome assembly. NCBI's taxonomy places the organism in Eukaryota, Viridiplantae, Streptophyta, Magnoliopsida, Malpighiales, Salicaceae.